Momordica charantia (bitter melon) is the source of this 838-nucleotide messenger RNA. RefSeq lists its product as uncharacterized. The record is from RefSeq and is a predicted model, not a curated record. Lineage: Eukaryota; Viridiplantae; Streptophyta; Magnoliopsida; Cucurbitales; Cucurbitaceae.
CUUAAUUAAACGAUAACAAACAGAGUUUGGUUUUGGGUUUGGGUUUGGGUUUGAAGAGGAAGAGGCGUCUUCGUCGUGGAGACCCAGAACCCAGAUUGGCAGCCAUAACCCCAAUCCCCCCAAGUCUCACCUUCUCCCCGCUCCUCAGGCUCACACCAUGAAGUCCAUCUUACGAGCCGGAUGUAUUCGAUCCUCAACCUCUCCGUUUUCCAUAAAAAUCCGCCCGUCAUCAUGUUAGCCACCGCCGCUGCUGCUGCCUCUUCUUGGCUUUGUUCCAGCCGAACCCGCUUUGUCUUUGUCUUGCUUUGUUCCCCCCUCCUAGUUCCCAUUUUCUGCGCUACUUUCCCCUUCAUCUGUGCCAUAGAGCUCUGCAUCCGCCUAGCUCGUCACAGGCGAAGCAUAUCUCUUCGUGAUUCCCCAGAAAUCGAACGGUUGCGGCGAUGCGAGGAAGGCGGCUGCGCAGCAGCGCUCCCGGAGGACGGGGAGGAAGAGAUCGGUCUAUUACAAAGGUACUUGGAUGACCAGUUACUACUCGUUCGAUCUGUUUAUGAAUGUGGUGAUGGUGACAACGACAUAAAUGGGGAUGCGAGAUUUUGUGACUUUAAAAAUAGCAAUGUAAUUCCACUAUUAGGUUGAUAUCAAUUCACUUUCUUUUUUUCGGUGUUUUUGUUGCUAGUGUAAAUGUCAUCAAAUUGUUGAGAUUUUGUGAAUUUUUAAUGGGUUCAGAAUAUGUUCUGCGAUUAGAAUUUGGGUUUGAUCUUAAAAUUUAAACCUGAGAUGAACAGAUGUUGUGGACCAUCUAUUUGAGUUGAUCAAUGUAAAAUUAAUUGUUCGAAAA